UUGAUCGAUGAAUCAAGACCACUUUCUUUCUCGUUGUUUAUACUGGUCUAUCUUGAGCAUCAAUUCUUGUCGUCACUACAACACACCUACCCCUCCCUCUCCCCGAUCAUGACACUCCUCACAUCCCCCACCAUCCUCCUCACCCUCACCCUUCUAACCCUCUACAUCGCCUACACAAAAACAAAACUCUACCUCACCCGCCGGACCUUCAAAUCCCACCACCACUGCAAACCAUGCCCACACACCUACCACCACGACCCCAUCCUCGCCCUCGACGUCCUCCAUGAAACCCUCACAGCCGCCAAAUCCCGGCGCCUGCUCAAAAACUUCCAAGCCCGCUUCGCCCGCAUGGGCGGCGCAACAACCUACCGCACGCGCAUGCUAACGCAGCCCUUCAUCGUCACCUGCGAGCCCGCCAACAUCCAAACAAUCCUCAGUCUGCGCUUCAAAGACUACAGCCUAGGAAACCGCAUCGACUCGUUCCACGCGCUGCUCGGCGACGGCAUCUUCAACAGCGACGGCGCGACGUGGGCGCGCUCGCGGGCGUUGCUGCGGCCGAGCUUCGCGCGGGACCGGGUCAGCGAUUUGGAGGGCUUGGAAGCGCUGGUUGGCACGCUGGUUUCGCUUCUCCCGCGGGAUGGCGCCACGGUGGAUUUGCAGGGCUUGUUUUUUAGGUUCACGUUGGAUUCGGCCAUGGCGUUUUUGUUUGGGAGCGCGGUUGGCUCGUUGGAGGGGAGGGAGGAAGCCGCGAGGUUCGCGCUUGCGUUGGGCGUCGCGAGUCGUGAUAUUGUGGCCAAGUUCCGGUAUGGGGCUUUGAAGGGGGUGAGACCUGGAAAGCGGGAGGCCGAGGCUGCGGUGAGGACGUGUCAUGAGUAUGUUGAGCGGUUUGUUGAUGAGGCGAUUGCGUGGCGGAAAGAGAGGGAGGAGAAGGUUGCGGAUGGGGACGUAGAUUGUGGACGGCAUGGCGGUGGAGAGGGGGAAGAGAAGAAUGGGGAGAAGUAUGUUUUCCUCCGGGAGUUGGUCAAGCAGACGACUGAUCGGACGCGGUUGCGCGACGAGCUGAUCAAUGUCUUGUUGGCCGGGCGCGACUCCACGGCGGCGUUGAUGGCGAAUUUCUUCUUCGAGGUCGCGAAACGCCCGGAUAUAUGGGAGGAAUUGAGGAGAGAGGUUGGGGUUCUCGAAGGGAAGGUGCCAUCCUAUGAGGAGUUGAGGGGAUUCAAACUCGUCAAGUAUUGUUUGAAUGAGAUACUGCGUCUCUACCCCGUAGUCCCAAAUAACGCGCGCCUCGCAAUCCGCGACACCGUCCUCCCCCUAGGCGGCGGCACCGACUCCAAGUCCCCUCUCUUCGUCCCAGCCGGUACAACAAUCGGCUACAACCCAUACGUCAUGCAUCGCAACCCCACUUUCUAUGGCCCCACAGCCGAGUCCUUUGACCCUUACCGCUGGGCUACUAUCCGGCCUGGUUGGGAGUACCUCCCUUUCAACGGCGGGCCGAGGAUCUGCUUGGGCCAGCAGUUUGCGCUCACGGAGGCGAGUUAUGUAGUUGUGAGGAUGGUACAGGAGUUUGCGAGAGUGGAGUCUCGGGACGAGAAUGGCGGGGUGUGGGUUGAGGAGUUGGGGUUGACGUUGUCGAGUUUUGGGGGUGCGAAGGUUGGGCUGUGGGGGGCGGAGAGGGGGUGA
Molecule: messenger RNA, 1680 nt
Organism: Periconia digitata
Lineage: Eukaryota; Fungi; Ascomycota; Dothideomycetes; Pleosporales; Periconiaceae
Source: the annotation of a GenBank genome assembly